AUGCAUUUUGAGGACAUUGCAACAGAAAGUCGCUUGCAAGCUCAGGGACAGGUGGAGCAGCUAACGGAUCUUCAUGCUGAUCGAUUAAAAAUUUAUGAUCAUUUUGUGGAUGCUGUGAACAAAUUCAAAAAUACCAAGGAUUUGGCAGCAUUUGCAACAGCAAGAAAAAAGGCAGAGAAUGAUCUGAAAAACAUUGGGCAAGCUAUCGGUGAUCUGCAAAGCGAAUUAAAAUCUACUAACGCUGACAUAUCUGACAAGCUGAACGAAGUCAAUAAAAUACACAAAUUAAUGAUGGAUGUUAUAAACAAUUAUUUGGGACAGACGGAACGCUUUGUUAAAGGGCAGCUUUCCAAAGCGGCUUUCACCGAUGCAGAGAAGUCGUAUGCACAAAAGCUGAACGAAGCAAAGGAGAAAAUGAAUUCUGUAAUUUAUGCUCUGUAG
Messenger RNA from Acanthocheilonema viteae, 441 nucleotides. The record is from the annotation of a GenBank genome assembly. Lineage: Eukaryota; Metazoa; Nematoda; Chromadorea; Rhabditida; Onchocercidae.